Molecule: messenger RNA, 1031 nt
Organism: Nicotiana tabacum (common tobacco)
Lineage: Eukaryota; Viridiplantae; Streptophyta; Magnoliopsida; Solanales; Solanaceae
Source: RefSeq, a predicted model, not a curated record
CAACAUCGGGAACUAGCACGUGAGGCAGUUCGGAAGUCGUUAGUUCUUCUAAAGAAUGGAAAGGAUGUAACAAAACCAUUUCUUCCACUAGAGAGGAAUGCGAAGAAAAUUCUUGUAGCAGGAAAACAUGCUGAUGACCUUGGAUUCCAAUGCGGAGGGUGGACUAAAACUUGGGAAGGAAUGGGUGGAAGAAUCACUAUUGGUACAACAAUUCUGGAAGCUAUUAAAGAUGCUGUUGGAGGGGAAACAGAAUUGGUAUAUGAGGCAAAUCCGUCACCUGAAACUUUUGCGAGUCAAGACUUCUCUUAUUCCAUCGUAGUUGUUGGUGAACCUCCUUAUUGCGAGAGCGGUGGAGAUAGCCAGGACCUCAAAAUUCCUCUUGGUGGGGAAGAACUAAUUUGUUUGGUUACAGACAGAGUUCCUACAUUGGUGAUAUUGAUCUCCGGAAGGCCUUUGUAUAUAGAGCCUUCACUUCUAGAGAAAAUGGAUUCGUUCGUCGCUGCUUGGUUACCGGGCACCGAGGGAGCUGGAAUUGCUGAUGUCGUCUUUGGAGAUUAUGAGUUCCAAGGUAGACUUCCUAUGACAUGGUUUAAAAGUGUAGAUCAACUGCCCCUGCACCAAGAACAGAACUCCUAUGAACCUCUAUUUCCAUUCGGCUACGGGUUAACUAGUGAAAACAAGGUGCUCUAGAAGUGAUUAUCUAUCCAUAGGUAAUGCCAGUGCUGAAUAACUAGUAUAUGUCCGAGGACCAUUGGCGCAAGGAUUGAAAUUCAGUAGAUAAUGAGCCCAUCGUUGUGCUUCCCCCGGGGCUCAGGCAUAUGAUGUUACAUUAAGUGCAAUUUAUGAACUGGUAUUAUUAGCAUAUGUUAACAUAAGUUCUUGAAUAUUGUGAGUUGUGCCAUGUAAUGAAGAGAUCAAUGUGUCUAUGAACAAAAUAAAAUUAGAAGCGAGUACAAAAUAUUGGUGAGAAAAAGAGGUAUAUGUUCUCUUGUAUCUGUUUUAUCACAUGUUCCAACUCAUUCUUCAUGUUC